AUGGCGGACAAUCUAUCAGAGAUCGAACUGGAGAAGAUGUUUGAGGAGUUCAUUCCUGGAGAGGAUCCCUGUGCUGACUACCUGACGCACUGUGAUUUCGACCCGCACGUCGCGGAUGUAGAGAAGGAAAGCGACUUGAACCCUAAAAUUUGCGUCAUGGCCCACUCUGCCAUCGCACACGCGCGGGUAUGCCCAACGUUGGUCGUCCGUGACAUCUCAUGCUGGCAAGUCAGCGGCCAAGAUCGCAAGUCCACCCAGAAGGGCACUCGGUCCGACUGCGCUGUCUACCUUGACAACGAGCGUACUCGGAAAAUAGUCGACAUGGACCGCGAUGACUUCAUGAAGACGAGCAGGAUGAGCGAGGAGGACAAGAAUGCUCGCAAGGACUGGGUAGGGCGACGGGCCUGGGGAGAUAUGGUUGCGUUUGUAGAGGCCAAGCACAAGCACGAGGGCUCUGCUUUUGAGUUCAAUAACCCGGGCACUCGCUUCACGCGUGACGACACGGACGGUGGCAGGAAAGCCCUCGGCCAAUUCGCAGAGUACGUCGCCAACAUCCUCGCACACCAGCACCGCACCCACGUCUACGCGCUCUAUGUCUACCGCGAUCAAGCCCGUAUCUGCUUCUUCGAUCGCUCUGGCGGUAUUGUAUCCACACCCUUCCACUACGGGACGACCGACGAUACCACCUUCCAGCGCUUCUUCUAUCGACUCGCAGGCAUGUCCCGCGAACAGCUAGGCUUCGAUCCCACUGCUGUCCUUGCCGACGAAAGCGUGGUGGACGAUCUGAGGGCUUGGGCGGCCGCCGUGCCUACGGAGUAUCUCCGGAAGCUGGCCUGCGAAGCGCUCUGUUGGGAUCCGGCCACGAACUCGUCUUCAUCUGCCGAAUGGCCGACGCACGAGGUUACGUUCAAGGGCAAGACGCUCUACGUCGGCAAACCUGCGUUUUCGAACCUCUCUCUGUUUGGGCGCUGCACUCGGGGCUACGUCGCCAUCGAAAAGGAGACUGGAGAAGACGGCAGCGUCACGUAUUCGAUCCGCUAUCUGAAAGACUCCUGGCGGAACGAUCACCCGAACGUCCAUCCGGAGCAUGAGGUGUACGAGCGCCUUAGGUCUAGGGGAGUUGUCGAGUACAUCCCGACGUGUCUAGGUGGGGAAGAUGUCUUGGGUGUGGCAGGCGCGUGGCAGCAGACCAGGACCGGCGAGCUUCUGCCGUCGAAGCCCCUACAGCGAGGUCACUAUCGUAUACUCCUGAAAGAGGUAUGCCGUCCACUCUCGGAUUUCAAAGACUAUCGGGACCUCGCGAUGAUACUUGGUCACGCAUUGUCUGCGCAUCAGGAUUCCUGGGAGAAAGCCGACGUCCUUCAUCGCGACGUGAGCUAUAACAACAUCCUCAUAUACGAGACGAAGAACGACAACGGGGAUAUCAUCCGCAAGGGACUGUUGGCGGACUGGGAUUUGUCGAAGUACAAGGAGUAUAUGAUUCCCGGUUUCGGCCCGAGGCAGCCAGAUCGCACAGGCACCUGGUACUUCCGUUCUGCGGUGUCUCAGAGAUAUCCAAGGAAACCUUACGCAGUGUCGGACGACAUUGAAUCGUUUGUGCACGUCUAUCACUACUGUGUCCUCCGCUUCCAUGAAACGGCUCAAUCGAAAACCCUCAUGGAUACCAUCCGUUCGACGUACGAAUACGUGGAGAGACGCGCCGAGGAUGGCGCGUAUGUCGGCGGAUUUGUGAAGUUUGAACAGAUGCGUAUUCCCCACUCCGUGAUCAGUCCUCGCAAUAAUGAGACCCUGCGGACUCUGCUCGAACUCCUCGCAGGAAUUUGCGCCACCCACUACGCCACCAUCGAUGCGGAGGAAUUUGACCGGCUGUACACUCCUGUGCCUGAGGGAACUGGGCCAGCUAUGUCAACUACCAGGGGAGACCCUGCGGACGGUGACUCGGAUGUUGUUCAUGUGCCGGAGAUUUUCAUCGGUGCGCAGCAUCGCAUCACUCCUCAGCCUCGUCCCACCCUCCAGGAUCACUCGGAGCUCCUCAAUUUCUUCCGGGAAUGGGGCACCAUCCAGUGGCGAGACAGAGAUUGUGUCAGGAGUUCGGAAGAUCUCUUCAAAAACGUUGGCCUGGCCCCUAGCAAGGACAAUGCCUUCGGGUCGUCACAGAGCGAGUCGUCGCAGUCUCGUGCGGUCAAGCGCCGCAAGCACAACACCGGCACGCCACUGACUAGCGUGUCCGAAAAUGUCGAGCGUCUAGAUGAAUCAUAG
Molecule: messenger RNA, 2259 nt
Organism: Dichomitus squalens LYAD-421 SS1
Lineage: Eukaryota; Fungi; Basidiomycota; Agaricomycetes; Polyporales; Polyporaceae
Exons: 4
Coding region: 1-2259 (752 amino acids)
Biological process (GO): protein phosphorylation
Molecular function (GO): protein kinase activity; ATP binding
Source: RefSeq, a predicted model, not a curated record